GCGCGCUGUGCCACUGCUCCAGCAGCAGGUUAACACACCUUAAGUGUGAGCACAUUAUACAUUCACAAUAAUGACCUGAACCUGUUUGGAAACUUUUCUGAAAGUUUAUUUUUUUUGGGGGGAGGGGGGGAUUAGUAAUGGCCCUGUCUCAGAUUCAGUGUCUAAAUGAGCAUCAUGUUAAUUUACGCACUAACGAGUCCAAGCCGGAGUUCCUGUACAGUGAGGAGCAGAGGCUGGCGCUGGAGAGGCUGCUGGAUGAAGGUCCGGACUGCUUUCACGAGUUCAUCAAGACCAACCGGAUUCGGCCAUUUUUGUCCGACCUGGAGCUCGCGCAGCUGUCCGCCUCCGUGGAACACUUUUGUCCGGAUUUACCCGAUUCCUCAGCCGGCUCUGAUGGGGACAGUAAAGAGACGCGCUUGUCCUCACUCCAGUACUGGCCGGAGCGCUCUGAUGACUCGCUCCCGCAGCUGGAGCUCGGCUGGCCUCAGCGCGCCAGCUACCGUGGACUGACCCGCGUCGCCGUGCAUGCGCAGCCGCCCCUACACGGGGACGCGCAUAUUAAAGAGGUCAUCAGGAGAACCAUAGCACAGGCACAGAAGGUCAUUGCUGUGGUCAUGGAUUUGUUUACAGACGUGGACAUCUUUAAAGAUCUCUUGCAUGCAAGCUUCAAGCGUAACGUGGCUGUUUACAUCGUACUGGAGGUUACUGGGGUUCCACACUUCCUGAAAAUGUGCGAGAGUGCAGCAAUGCACACAGGACACCUUAAAAACUUGAGAGUGCGGAGUAUAAGAGGAACUGGGUUUUUCACUCACUCAUCCAAGAAAGUAUGUGGGAGCCAAAGUCAAAAAUUCAUGUUUGUUGAUGGAGACAAAGCCGUUUCAGGAUCAUACAGUUUCACAUGGGCUGCCUCGAGAUUAGACAGGAGCAUCAUUACCGUGCUCACAGGCCAGGCUGUGGAUUUAUUUGACCAGUUGUUCCAAGACCUGUAUAUGAUGUCUAAUGCCAUUAAUUUGAACACAAUUAAACUGGAGAAAGAGAAAAAGCUAGAACCCAUCACUAAAGCAGCACCUCCUCUGCAGCCCUCAACCGCCAUGGCCCUCAAACUCUUCAACCCCAAAUACGCUCUGGUCUCUGGCAAUGCUGUUGCUAACAUCAAUCGUGUUAAUUCUGAGAUGUGCACAGCCAAGAAUAACAGCAAUAAACUAAUGAAGGAAGUGCCAGAAGGUCCUCGCAUUCACCCUGGACUGCUCCACCUAGAAAAAGCCAACAUGAUUGACUACCUGCCUGUUUGGCCUGAGCCUGAUCCACCAGGUGAUGUCACUGGCUUCAUUAAUAUGAGGGACUGUAAUAAACCCCUACAAGCUCACCUCACACGUUCAGAUCUCUUUGAGGUCUCGCAAGUCAUCCGAUUUAAAGACCCGAUCUGCGUGCCACAAGAGUCUCUGUCUGAGAAGGUUUGUCCAAGGCCUACCACUCCAACUGCUGCUUCAGCCAAUGAGCAGCCACUUAUGCAACCCCAAACUAGACCGGUGGAAGAUAAGAAGCACUGCCAUCCUCCUAGCAGUCUGAAAGAACAAGCUGUGUGUCUGUCCCCUAUUCCAAAUCCUAAAACAGCUCACAGUAGCAAGAAGGAUGAGAAAGACUCCCUUGUGGAUCAUGGUAUGGAAAAGCAAACUGAUGUCUUAUCUAAGAAGAGAGAAGAAUUGGAUAUUGAGAAUAUUAUAGCCAGCACUAGUGCUGAGUCACAUAAAGAUUCCCAAGUAUCAGAGAAUCCAUCCAUCCAUCCAUUUUCUCUACCGCUUAUCCUACACAGGGUCGCUGGGAACCUGGAGCCUAUCCCAGGGGACUCCGGGCGCAAGGAAGGGGACACCCUGGAUGGUGUGCCAACCCAUCGCCGGGCACAUUCGUACACACACACCCAUUCACACACUACAGACCAUUUAGACAUGCCAAUCAGCCUACGAAGCAUGUCUUUGAACAGGUGGAGGAAACCGGAGUACCCGGAGGAAACCCACGAAGCACGAGGAGAAUUUGCAAACUCCGCACACACAGGGCAGAGGUGGGAAUCAAACCCCCAACCUCAGAGGUGCGAGGCAAAUGUACUAACAACUAAGCCACCGUGCCCCCGAUCAGAGAAUCCACAGAUUCAUAAUAUAACACCUGCUUCAGCUGCACAACCUGAAACUUCAUCAGACAAACAAAGCUGUGAGAAUAUUGCAGAAACCAUCAGUAAUAAAGAUAUACAAGCCAAUCAAAGGAAUACACACAAACUCAUAGAGACAGAUAAUGUAGACUGCCCAAUGCAAAAUGGAGAGAGUACCUAUUCUGACUCCAGUUCUUAUUUUUUAUCAGAGGCGUACUUCGGGUGCAGUGAGAGUGCGAGUGGUGAUUCUGAGAUUGUAGGGAUGGUUAACAGGAUGCCAACUGUCUCCAAGUACCCAGAUGAGCCAAACAAUGCCUUGUUCUCAUUAAUGUCUGGCUCAUGUGAGGAUGCAUCGAGCCAUGACGUCAUGAAAGAAACAGAAGAGUCCAGGCUCCCGUCUGCAUCACCAGAAGAGUGUCAUGGCCAACACUUAACUGUGGUGACAACUGACAAGUCGGAGUUCACAUCACUGAAUGGAGGAAAUAGUUUGUCUGAAUCUGUUUCUAUAGCCAAUAAAGAGCAAAUACAGGAAACAGAUUCUACCUCACAACCAGGAACAAAGAACAAACUACUCCAUCAAGUGGAAACUGAUGCACAAGUAGCACCCAUUGAAAAAAAAGAAUGCCUACAGAAGUGUGAAUUGUGUUCAGUAGUAAAUAUGUUUGACAUACAACCCGUAGAAGGGAACGACAGGGUCGGAUCACAGCUAUUAGUAAACGAGUCAUCGCUGCAGGAUAAAUUAACGGCACCUUAUGUGACAGUGCGGAAAACUGCGGAGGCGCAGUGCAUCGUGUUUUCUGACCCAGUCAAAGUAGUGCCACUGCUGAGAUUAAAGCCAGAAACCUGCUCAGGAUUCAAUUACACAUCUAACCUCAAAUCUGCACUCGAAGGGAAUGAUGGCACACACUCGACACCACAGUCAAAACCAGCUUCUCUAAACAACAGGUUCCCGAAAAGCCCAAACACUGAAAGAAGUCACGAUGAAGCUUGCAGUUUGCCUUUUCAGGUUAAACCGUUGAUUGCAGAGGAGUCGAACCUUGAGCAGGGUAUAGAGGUCAAAGAUAUGGACAGCUCCAAUUCAGAACUGAAGGAAACGGCAACAGCGCAAAUUGUGGACAAAGCACAGCAGCUAAAACCGAAGACAUCGGCUGGCGUUAAGUUCGGACAGCUCGGUGUUGAUAUCCAUCCUUUGAAAAGGAAGACACUGGAGCAUAUAUAUGUGCAGCAAGAGAAUAACCAGCCUGAGGGAAAGCCUAAGUCAGAGAGAAAUGUCCGGAAGCUACAUCGGGUAUCACCUCAACCUAAACCUAUUCCAACACACAAAGUCAAACAAGGUUCAACCAAAGCAUCUGUCACCAAGGUCCACAGCAGUGCGGUAACCUCUGUAACAUCUCCUGUAUCCACACUUGGAGUUCAAAAUGAUCCACGUGGAAGGCAGUUGGGCCAAAACGGGGCUGCUAAUGAUCUUCCUGCAACUCCUGCCAAGCUUCACAGGAGACAUACAGCUCCCAUCAGGUCAAAGCAAACUCAGCUCAGACCCUUGCAGACAGAACUCUCAGCAGACCACCACUGUUCUUCUCAAAAACAGCCUCAGGCUCAACAGGAUAGAAUAAGGGUUAACCAGUUACACCAGUCAAGCUUCAGGCAGCGUUCUGCACCAACCCCAAAAACCACAAGAACCUUAAAAGAGAGAAUUACUGGCUCCUCUUCUCAAACGAAUCAGAAAAAGACUCUUUAAGAGUAUUAAAGAGAAAGAUAAAACGUGAUAACAUGUUGCAGGUGCUUGUAAACUGUGUUCUUCAUAUAGCUUUAUAUCUGGAAUCUGGAUGUUGUAUGUACACUCACCAUACACUUUAAUAGGAACACUUGUACGCCUGCUUAGUUAUGCAGUUAUUCAAUCAGCCAAUCAUGUGGCGGCAGCAGCACAAUACACAAAAUCAUGCAGAUUCUAAUCUUCGGCUGUCCAGUUUGGGUGAGUCUGUUCCCAUGAUGGCUUCAGAUUCUUGUUCUUGGUGGACAGGAGUGGAACAUGAUGUGGUCUUCUGCUGUCAGAAGGUUUGAUGUUUUGUUCAUACUGAGAUGCUUUUCUGCUCACCACGGUUGUAAUAGAGUGAUUAUACGAGUUACUAUAUCCUUCCGAGCAGCUUCCUUAGAUCUCUCUUAGCAACAAGGCGUUUCUCCUCACAGAACUGUCGCUCACUCAGCACCAUUCUGUGUAAACUCUAGAGACUGUUGUGUGUGAAAAUCCCAGGAGAUCAGCAGUUGCUGAAAUUCUCAAACCAACCCAUCUGUUACCAACAACCAUGCCAGGGUUGGAGUCACGGAAAUCACACUUUUUCCCCGUUCUGAUGUUUGAUGUGAACAUUAACUGAAGCUCUUGACCUGUAUCUGCAUGAUUGUAUGCAUUGUGCUGAUUGGAUAACUGAAUAAAUGUGCAGUUGUACAGGUGUUCCUAUGGGAUUGCGCCCCGUGAUGGAUUUCUCACCCCGUCCAGGGUUGUACCCCACCUUGUCCCCGAUACUCCCAGGUUCCCCGUGACCUUGUAGGACAAGCGGUAUAGAAAAUGGAUGGAUGUACAGGUGUUAAUAUUAAAUUGGACACUGAGUGUAUAUACGUGUAUGUAUAUAUCUCAUUUUAAGGGUUUGACACGGGCAAACUAUUUAUGAAGUUCAUCGCUUCAUGCUUACCUCAGUGAACUAAUUCUGGAAUCUUUCGCUCCAGCUGGCACACAGCAACCAAAAACAGAUUUACACCGCACUUUCAGUCAUUAAAAUUACACCGCUUAUAAAUAAAUAUAAAUCUUUUUUUUCCUCCUUUUACUUUCUUCAACAUCCAGGAGUCUGAUUAAAAAAAUCGACUAAAUUGCGAAACGUUACACACAAAAACCCCAGUUUUAUUCCUGGACAUUCAGAAGAUUCAAAAGAUCAUAUGCUAUAGUAACCUCCGAAUUUGUUUUGAUGAAGGUGAUCAAGAGCAGUAGGUACUGGGAAAUUUUUUUUUUUAAUCAGCCCUUUAAUCACAAUUUUGUGAUUAAAUAACAAAAGCAAAGUACAGAAGCAGGCAAGUGUCACGUUACAAAGAUGGAUACGGAAGCAAGCGCAGAUCUUCAAACAUUUAUUAAACAACAAAACAAAGACACUAAGCCAACUAGGCAGAAUACUGUGGCUAAGACUAAACAUAAACUAUGAAACAAAACAUGGUACAGGGACACAGGUCAAGACAGACAAUACGU
Ictalurus punctatus (channel catfish) is the source of this 5375-nucleotide messenger RNA. RefSeq names its product family with sequence similarity 83 member Ga (gene sack1ga). Lineage: Eukaryota; Metazoa; Chordata; Actinopteri; Siluriformes; Ictaluridae. The coding region runs from base 138 to 3881 and encodes 1247 amino acids. The record is from RefSeq and is a predicted model, not a curated record. The transcript is spliced from 5 exons.